Messenger RNA from Amoebophrya sp. A25, 4308 nucleotides. NCBI's taxonomy places the organism in Eukaryota, Dinophyceae, Syndiniales, Amoebophryaceae. The record is from the annotation of a GenBank genome assembly.
AUGCGGGUAGCAGGAGAAUCCGAGUUCUUCGUCCCUGACGUUUCUGUAGCGGAUCAACUUUCAGAGCAGUGGAUUGUGGACCAAUAUCGGCAAGUCACAGCCAUGCGACUGAAUAGGUACAUGACCUUCGCUUCUGGCAUACGGGCGCAGCUCCGACUGUGUGGACUUGGAAUAGAGUGCAUGCUCGUAGCUACUCGGGACUUGUACUUGCGUCAAAUAGAUGGGACGGCGAAGCGCAUGAAGAUUACAGUUUUUCUGAUGGGGCAAAUAAUUGGAUACUUCGUCCAGCUGCUCUUCCAACCACUAGACGCUGUGCAUGGAAUUCAGCUGAGCAACGGCCCGGGGAGUCAGAGACAGCAGCGAGAAGCCCUGGAAGAUCGGUUGGCGUUCGUAACUAACAUUCUGAAGGACCGAAGCCGAGUAAUGGAAGAGCUGUUUAUACUAACAGGACUGGACUUCAGCGAAGACCAAGACCUACAAGUAGGCGACGUGGUUGUUGUAUAUCUGCGAAAACAGGCUGAAAGAAUAGACGGUAUGCGAGUUGCUGCUUUAUACUGCCUCCACGUCAUGAAAAUAGUAACUUUUUGGCGAUGCAGUUUCUUGGGUCGCGGAGGACAGAACUCGCAGUUCGAAUUUGUUCAGCAGUAUUUCGAAUUGCGGACAGAGUCUCUCCGAUCUGCGAUGCUCCAGAAAUUUUUGCAGGCUCCUCCGCCAAUUUGCUUAAGCAUGGACCCAGGCUCGGUUUUCUUGUUCGAUCUUCUUCGUCUUCUGAACGAACUAGCAGAUGAGAACAAGCAGAGCGAAAUCAUGCGACAGAUCCUUUUCGCUUUCGAUCAUAUGGUGGAGGCUGAUACAGAUGACGUAGAGAAGUUCAUAGGAAGAGCGGGCCGACGUCACGGCUUGAAACGAGAUUUCAAAGGCCUAUCACGGAUCGACUACGAAGCAGGGAUUCGCGACUACAGCAGCGAGCGAGGCCGACUGCGGGACCUCAUCUCAGCGACCGAGGAACAACUUGUAGACAGAAAACAGAAGUUCGAUAGUGGGCCAGUCUAUGAAGGUGAACGUGAUGCGUAUCGGAAAUUCUUGAAGAACAUCAGAGGCAUUUGCGUGCAGCAGAUGAAGAACAAAAAAGGUCAAGAAAGUAGUGUAGCAGUAGAGAAACAGUGGAAGCGUGGCAUUUCUCUCGAAGAAAAGCGGAAGCUGCAGGAGGAGGUGGAAGCAGAGAAAAGGCGACAUGUAGAAGAGUGUAAGCAGCAUGCCCUCACCGGAACAUUCGAGGUAGACGAAGAAGAAGCCAAAAUUUUAUCCCUAAAGCCGCACUGUGAAUUACAGGAGCAAUACUUUGAAUCCGUUGAGACUUGUCUGUUUGAUUAUCUUCGAAAAAUACGCCGGCCGCUUCCUGGGAGGUUUCGAGAGAUGUUGCUGCAGCAGUUGUUGGACCAUGGUGAAGCGCAUGUCUCCAAUUCAUUGCUUGCUGAAAAUCAUCCUGAUGGCAAUUGGUGGAGUCAAGCAGUGCAGGAGGCAAAAGAUGCAGUCGAUGAUGAUCGUAUCACAACUUCCUCAACAUCAACAAGAACCAACAAGAAAAAACCGCCGAAAGACUUGUUCUGGGGAAAGAGGCCUCCGCCUGGCAGACUAGUCAACCUUCUUUGUCGGUAUGCAAAGACGUUCAAGGCCAAGGAAGGGAAAGUUGGCCAGGGUGUUCCAAAAAACAUCGACUCUGCUGGAUACAUCGCUAAACAACAGCAUGCGGCAAACCAAGGAUCUUCCCGCGAUGAGCAUGACGACCACAGUGACGACGAAGCAGACGACGACGAGGAUUCUGACUCGGACUCGGAAGAAGAACAAGCAGCGCAACCAAACAACGAAGCUCAACAGAGAGAACCAAGUAAAGCCGAACGCUUGGAGGUUGUGGCGGAAGAUCUCCCAGAGCUGCUUAUGUUGCAGUUUGAUGAUGAAAAUGAAAAGGGUUAUGUGGUUGCGAAGACGCUUCUAAAACCCUACAUGUGGCUGGGGCAGCCAGUUAAACUCUGUGCUGCAGAAGGCUGCUACAUUUUUACAGACGAUGAGAAAGACUUCUUUUUCAGUACUGACCCUCAUCGAGUUUUUUCCAAGUUCCGCAUUUUCGACGUCUUCUUGGUGGAUACUGAUGCUGGUAGAUGCUUCGACGAUGUUGGUGUUGCUGUGAGGAGGGAAAUCCAGAUCCGUCUGCCUGUUCCGAAACCGAAAUCAAAAGCAGAAGCGAAACAUAAGGCGAAGCCGAAGCCACAGGCAAAGCUUGGUGAAGGGCUAGCUGCACAAGCAAAGCGUGCCCCUGCUCCAAAGCGCCAGCAGCUGCCUCUGCUAUGUGAUCCACAACCAGCUCCGAGCGUAGUAAUUCCUGAUGCGCGGGUCGGUCUUGCGUCGAAAGCAAAAGCGAGUGCAAAAGCAACGGCUAAACCAAAGCUGUCAAAGCCACGGCAACCAAAGCAGACGGUAAAGGCUGAAGCCAAACGCAGCCUUUCUUUGGCAGUGCAGCUGCAGGGAAUGGUGAAAGCGCCCCUUCUCGUGCAGGAAGAUCUUGUUGCUCUUGCUGCCCCCGCACUUCCUUCAGCAAUUUCGGUUUCAGUUCCAGUUCCACUUCCUUCUGAACGAUUACCGCCGCCGCUGCCGUUACCUGAAGCAGGAGCAGCAAAAGCAGAUCCACAGGUGGAGACGUCAAGCGCAAGUGCAGUGCUUGCAGUUGUAGCUGCACCAGAACCAGUAGCAGUGGCGGAUGCAGUGAUGGUGGCAAGCCUCGCAGAUGCCCCCAUGCCUAUCGAGGAUCGUGAACCUGUUGAGACUGAUCUUGCUGUUGUGGCUUUAUCGGCGGGAAACGUUCCCAAUUCUCAUCGUGAAGCAAAGGCCUCGAGCGUUGCUGUGUCACCCGAUGUAGCAGAAGCGCCUGGUAUAGUGAUCAUGUAUGUUGUGACUGGCCUCCUUGAUGUCUUAUGUUGAUGUAGAAUUAAUACUCCUGAACAAUGGCAGGCAGGCAGAGCGCCUCUUGAGAAUGACAGUUGUCCUAAGAAAGAAGGUUAUGUCAUCCUUGUUUCUACUUGUCCCUCGAGUACGAAAUCGAGAAUAUAUAUAACCAUUGAUUAGGUCUUCCGCCUGCGCCUGUGAUGUCUGAGUCUUCUGGUCCGGUUUCGCCCUCCAAGCGUGUGCGAAUGCCGAAGGCCAAACUCCACGAUGUAGACUGGUUUGACGCAAGUUUUGAGAAGAUCAUGCAACAAGAAAAAGGCGGCUCUACUGCGAGCAAAUCCAAGCAGGCGAAGGCUAAAAGUAGUGCUGCAUCUACGGGAAACGCCGCGAUUCCAGGCGCAGAAACGAAGAAGCGAAAAAGAGCGUUAGAAGCUCCAGUGAAGACUGAGGCAAUGCGGGUUAGUACUCAACGCCGGGAGACCACGCGACAUUCUGCAGUAGAUUCUCGCUGGGUCCCAUUAGGGUUCUCAGUGGCACCACAAGGAGCAAGUCAGUACAUAGCGCAAGCUUUGAGCGAUGGCCUUCAGGAGCAGGUGAUGAACCUCUGCCGGAUUCCUGGAAUGGACUUGCAGACGAACAGCAAAAAGGGGUUUCGGUACAUGGGUGCGGAUCCGAAAGAUCCUGAAGACCAGAGUUACGCAUCAAUGUAUUUAGCAGCAUGGUGCGUUCGAGUGGACUUCUUCACCCGCGUGUUCUACCGCAAACAGCAUCAGGAGGACCUUCUUCAGAAGUGGCGCGAUAAAUGGAAGAAGGACAUCGAAGAAAUCCAGCAAGAGCUAGUGAAGAAGGGAGUUUGGGGGAAAAUCAGCGAGAAACAGCAACUGAUUUUCAACAACUUGCUGGUAUUGGCGCCUGUCACAGCGAGGAUGCUACGGAUUCCAAACCUUGCUGAUGACGCUUAGGCGAGACCAGGCUUUUACUCUUCGCAUGGUUCUUGCUAUAAUCAUGGGAAUGUCAAAAAUACAUAAAAUGUCUCUCGCAGUGAUUAGAUUUCUGUAUUUUUACUACUUUAAUUGAUAACAACACGAAAAUACAGCAUUUUGAUUAAUUUUUGGCCAGUUUUAUGUAUUCUUGUUUCUGCUCUUGAAGAAAGUGCAGCACUCUUGUUGAUAAUGAAGAAAUACAACAUUUUGAAUUUUUUUGAUCAAAUUUCUGCUUUUUUGGAAUUAAGCUUUUCACUGAAUGAUCUGGAACUUUUUGGCCGGAUAGAGAUUUAGUGCAUUUCUGCAAACGCGGGGUCUCAGAGCAGCAUUUUGACUGAUUUUGGCUCAAUUUGUUGUAUUUUCAUAACUCUGGUUAGGAAGUGCA